AUGCAGAUUCGGGGGUUGCUAGAGGUGGAGCCACCAAGUCCACUGAGAUACUUAAUCGGAGCCGCCGUAAUGAUGAUCGGAGUAGUGUUACCGGUGGGUUACAUGAUGUUCCGAAACAAGCGCGUCCCUUCUUCUUCCUCUUAUGCCAAACAGACGUAGGAACAAGGUUUUGAUAUAGAUACAUGAUGAUGGCUAUGAUUUAGUGGAUUCGGAUUUGUCAGUGCUGUGUUUGGAGGAAGUGAUUGAUUAGAUUUGAGGCUUUUAACAGAUCUACCAUUUGUUCAAUUGUAAAUGUAUGAACAUCUCAAAUCUCCUAAAGUUGUUGUUCACCUGAUUCUGAACUUGCAUAAAUGCGGUUGUCUUUUUUCAUUUAUACUCCUGAAAUUCAAUAUUGUUGGGUGUCCUGCUAGAAAUGUUGGUAUAGUUUAAUAAACUUGGUAAAUAAUUUCAUUGGUGGAGACACUGUUUUAGCAGUAUGUGGCAU
Gastrolobium bilobum is the source of this 484-nucleotide messenger RNA. RefSeq lists its product as uncharacterized. Bases 1 to 159 code for a protein of 52 amino acids. The record is from RefSeq and is a predicted model, not a curated record. Gene Ontology annotation, cellular component: Golgi apparatus. The transcript has 2 exons. Lineage: Eukaryota; Viridiplantae; Streptophyta; Magnoliopsida; Fabales; Fabaceae.